This is a messenger RNA of Drosophila nasuta, 1053 nucleotides long. It is a transcript of the gene RPA2, whose product is annotated as Replication protein A2. Gene Ontology annotation, cellular component: DNA replication factor A complex; nucleus; site of double-strand break. Gene Ontology annotation, molecular function: single-stranded DNA binding. The transcript has 4 exons. Gene Ontology annotation, biological process: nucleotide-excision repair; double-strand break repair via homologous recombination; DNA replication. Lineage: Eukaryota; Metazoa; Arthropoda; Insecta; Diptera; Drosophilidae. Bases 131 to 868 code for a protein of 245 amino acids. The record is from RefSeq and is a predicted model, not a curated record.
GUAUAUUGUAAAAUGUAAUUGAGAGCUCAUCUCAGUUUUGGCGCAAAUUGCACUUUAUGCGUCUUGCAAAAUUUAGUUUGCUUUGCAAUUUUUUGUUGAUAAGUAAAAGGCGUCAACUUUAAAAAAUAAAAUGAACGAUUCCUUUGGUGAUUUCAAUUCCACACAAACGGCGACAGCCGGCGCCACAAAAGAGGCAUCCGGAGAGGGCAUCAUUUCGCUUUUGAUCAAGCAAAUUCUCGACUCACCCGAGGGCAAUUUCAAGAUGUUCGACGUGAACUACGCUCUCGUCUGUGCCGUUGGAAUUGUUCGCAACAUUGAGACUUCGUCCACUAAGAUUACAUACUCUCUGGAAGAUCACAGUGGUCGUAUCGAUGCUCAUUAUUGGCUGGAGGAGGGGGAUGCCAUCAAUGCGCCCGAUGUAAUGAUCAACAACUAUGUGAAAAUCUAUGGCUCUGUGCGCUCGCAGGCGGGUCAAAGAGUGUUGAUGGUCUUUAAGCUGCUCAACGUCUUGGACCCCAAUGAGAUUUGCACCCAUGUGCUGGAGGCGCUGCAUUCCCGUUACAAGGCCGAGGAGUACCAUGCCAAGGGCGACUCUAUCGCCAACAGCGGCAACAACGCCAAUAUGUCGUCAUCUGGCUUUAGUUCCAGCCAGGGAAAUGCCAUUGUUGCUGGCCUGGAUAGUAAGCAGUUGGCUGUCUUCCAGGCGAUCAAGAGCAAGGUGUCCGAUGAGGGAAUUCAUCGCAGUGAACUCAAUUCGAAGUUCUCCCACAUCAGCGCAUCCGAAAUGAACAACAUUUUGGACUUUAUGAUAUCGGAGGGACACAUUUACUCAAGUAUCGAUGCAGAUCAUUUCUUGUGUACCUUGUAAUGCUACAAAUUAGUAUUUACUUUACUCUAACUAUAUAUAAGAUCAUUCAAAAAACUGUUCCACUCUAAUUCAUUGAAAACUUGCUGUUAUAUGAGGUUGUAGAGAUGGUUCAAGAUUAAAUGAAUUUAAUUAUUCAAAACAACUCAAUUUGUAAUUGAAACAUCGGCUUAAAUUAAGUUGGUAUA